This is a messenger RNA of Rhinichthys klamathensis goyatoka, 6405 nucleotides long. RefSeq names its product extended synaptotagmin-like protein 1b (gene esyt1b). Gene Ontology annotation, molecular function: lipid binding. The transcript has 52 exons. The record is from RefSeq and is a predicted model, not a curated record. The coding region runs from base 275 to 5773 and encodes 1832 amino acids. Gene Ontology annotation, biological process: lipid transport. NCBI's taxonomy places the organism in Eukaryota, Metazoa, Chordata, Actinopteri, Cypriniformes, Leuciscidae.
CAGGGAUUUCAGACAGACGAACUGCAAGAAGGAAAAAGAGUGUCAUGCCAGAAGGGUAAAAGCUGUGAGGUGGGCGAUUUCUCUUUCUCGGGCUGACUGACUUAUUGAUCUGCAGUGAUCAGGCAUCCGACUCAUCUGCAGAUUUUCACUAGUCCAUGCGCCAAUGCAACGUGAUUUUCAAUCAACAGCACAUGUUGAAUUUGAGUUGCAAAUCGUUGCGUUUGUAAUCGAAUCUUGACUUUGAAAACAUUUGCCUACAAACCAACAGACUACAAUGUCGCACGUUGAUUCAGGGCCGAAAAAUGACUCGGACUCGGAACAGAAGACUGAACCAGCCCGGGAUAGUUCAUCGGGAGAAAUGGACGUCCCUAAAACGAAAUUACUGGACGCCAAGGCAAUCUUAUGGACUUUCGGCAAAUGUCUCACUGCCAUGUUGCCUGUUUACCUGGCUGGUUACUAUCGCAUGAGCACUAGUUUGGUGGUGUUUGGGAUGAUGGUUUACGCAGGAUGGAAACAUUCUCGUGAGGCGAAGGAGGCGAGACUGAGGUCCGCUAUACAGUUACUCAACGACGAGCAAGAAUACAUAUCCUCCAAAUCAUUUAGAAGUCGUGGAGACCUGCCUUCUUGGGUCAACUUCCCAGAUGUGGAGAAGGUUGAAUGGCUAAACAAGGUUAUCCAUCAGGCCUGGCCGUAUAUUGGUCAGUAUUUGGAGAAGCUGCUUACGGAAACCAUUGCUCCAUCCAUCCGCGGCUCCAGCACUCAUCUACAGACUCUCAGCUUCACCAAGAUAGACUUUGGUGGCAAGCCGAUGAAGGUGGUUGGAGUGAAGGCUCAUUCAGAAAAUGAAAAAGGUCAAAUUCUGCUUGACGUUUACAUCAGUUACGUGGGGGAUGUCGAGAUAAACGUGGAGGUGAAGAGGUAUUUCUGCAAGGCUGGUGUGAAGGGAAUACAGCUUCAUGGAAUGAUGCGUGUGAUUUUGGAGCCAUUGAUCGGUGACGUCCCAAUCGUGGGUGCUGUGACCAUGUUCUUCAUCCAAAGACCCAAACUGACCAUUAACUGGACCGGUUUGACCAACCUGCUGGACAUCCCAGGGGUCAAUAUGAUGUCAGACACUAUGAUCAUGGACGCGAUUGCCUCGUUCUUGGUUUUGCCCAAUCGUCUCACUGUUCCUCUGGUGGCAGACCUGCAUGUGGCACAGUUGAGGAGCCCCCUGCCCAGGGGAGUUGUGCGUAUUCACCUGGUAGAGGCUGACAGUCUGGCUGCGAAGGACACUAUUGUGUCUGGUGUGUCUGACCCGUACGCCCUGCUCAGAGUCGGGCCGCAAACCUUCAAAUCCCAGCAUCUGGACAAUACACUCAAUCCCAAAUGGGGUGAAAUGUAUGAGGUCAUCGUUCAUGAGGUGCCUGGUCAGGAGCUAGAGGUGGAAGUGUUUGAUAAAGAUCCUAAUCAAGAUGAUUUCCUGGGCAGGACAAAAUUAGACUUGGGGAUUGUGAAGAAAUUUAAAAUAGUUGAUGAGUGGUUCACUUUGAAGGACACCCCUACCGGGCGGGUUCACCUCAGACUGGAGUGGCUGACACUAGAAGCCGACACAGGAAGACUGAAAGAGGUUCUGAAGAGAAAUGAAAGUGUGGUGAGUAAAACAGCAAAGCCACCCUCAGCAGCCAUCAUGGCAUUGUAUUUGGACAAGGCUGAGGCACUUCCUAUGAAAAAAGGUAAUAAGGAUCCCAACCCAAUUGCUCAAAUCUCAGUGCAGGAUGUUACUCGUGACAGCCGGAUUUGCUGGAAUACCGUGAACCCUCAGUGGGAGGACGCGUUCACUUUUUUCAUCAGAGACCCAAGCAAAGAGAACAUAAGUGUACAGGUGAAGGAUAAUGACCGUGUUCAGGUUUUGGGAAGUCUGUCUAUUCCUGUUUCCAAUCUCCUCUCAAGUCCAGAUCUGACUUUAGAUCAGUGGUUUAAUCUUGAGAAUUCUGGCUCAGAGAGCCGCAUCCACAUCAACACAGUUCUUAGGGUUCUCUGUUUGGAUGAAGCUGCAGUAACGUCCUCCCUCCUUUCCAGUGGCCCUCUUUCGAAGAGCUCUGCCUCGCGUCCACAGAAGUCGACGCCCCAUUCCAGCUUCGCUACUGAGGGGCUGCUGCGGAUCCACCUCGUGGAGGCUCAAAAUCUGGUUGCGAAGGACAACAUGAUGGGUGGGAUGGUGAAGGGAAAGAGCGAUCCGUAUGUCAAGAUACAAAUUGGAGGUGAAACCUUUAAAAGUCAAGUGAUCAAGGAGAAUCUCAACCCCACCUGGAAUGAGAUGUAUGAGGUGGUUUUGACGCAGCUUCCUGGUCAGGAUUUGACAUUGGAAGUUUUUGAUAAGGACAUGGACAUGAAAGAUGACUUUAUGGGCAGGCUGAAGAUGAAUCUGAGUGACAUAAUCAGCUCCCAAUACAUUAAUGAGUGGUUUUCUCUGAGUGAUGUGAAGCGUGGCCGUGUUCAUCUCGGUCUGGAAUGGCUUCCCACUGUAACACAACCAGAGAAACUCCAGCAGGUGUUGCUGUACCAAUCAAAGACCUCAUACAUGAAUAAGACAGUGCCGACUGCCGCUCUUCUGUUUGUGUAUGUGGAGCGCGCACAUGAGCUUCCUUUGAAGAAGAGUGGGAAGGAACCUAAAGUUGGAGCGGAGCUGAUUUUGAGAGGAACUUCUCAUAAAACCACGGUCUGUGACCGCAACAGCUCUCCCCAAUGGGACGAAGCGUUUCACUUCCUGGUUCGAAACCCUUUUAAUGAAGACCUUGUUGUGAAGUUAUCCCACAAUUGGGAUUUCUCUCUGGGAUCUGUGGUGAUUCCCAUUAAAGAGCUUCUCUCUGAACCAGAUCUGCUGUUGGACCAGUGGCUCAAUCUGGAUGGAGCGUCACCUCAGAGUCAGAUUCUGCUCAGAGCUCAACUGAAGAUUCUUUGCCCUAAAGCAUCGGAGAGCUCUGAUAACCAGCAUGAGGAGCUGAAACGUCCUGAAGCAUCCAGCAUUAGAAGAAAACGAGAGGAGGAAUUAGUGCAAAAGUCUAGUAUUGAAGAGGUCCCACCGUCUCCUGUCAGCAGGACUUCCUCUGUGUCAGUCCCAGAAGAGGAGGAAUUCCCAGAGGUCACGGAAGUGUCCAGCUCAGAUGACCUUCGACCCCUACACACCAGCCCUGACCCCGGCUUUGGUACCGAGGGCGUGCUCCGCCUCUACCUGCUGGAGGCUCAAGAUCUGGUUGCAAAGGACAACAUGAUGGGUGGGAUGAUGAAGGGGAAGAGCGACCCGUAUGUCAAGAUCCAUAUCGGGGACACGACCUUUAAGAGUCUUGUGAUCAAGGAGAAUCUCAAUCCCACCUGGAAUGAGAUGUAUGAGCUGUUUCUGGGCUCCAGCACGACUUCUGAUGUCCUUGUAGAGGUUUUUGACAAGGACAUGGACAAAGACGACUUUUUGGGGAGGCUGAAGAUCAGCUUACAGGAGAUCAUUCAGUCCCAGUUGACUGAUGAAUGGUUUUCUCUGAGUGAUGUCAAACAUGGCCGUGUUCAUAUGAUUCUGGAGUGGCUGCCCACAGUAACACAACCCGACCGACUGCAAAAGGCUCUGCAGUUACAGUCAGAACAUUCAUUCCAGAACAAAUCCGUGCCGUCGGCAGCUCUGUUCUACGUCCUCUUGGAGAGAGCUCAUGACCUGCCGCUGAAGAAGAGUGGAAAGGAACCUAAAGCUGCUGCAGAGCUGAUUUUCGGUGACAUUUCUCAUAAAACCAAGGUGUGUGACCGCGCCACGUCUCCUCAGUGGAGUGAAGAUUUUAACUUCCUGGUCCACAACCCAAGAGAGGAGAUUCUUAUUAUAAAGCUUUCAAGUGCCUUUGAGCAGCCCUUGGGCUGUGUGGUUCUACCAAUCAGAGAGUUGCUUUCAAAACCAGAUCUACUGGUGGACCAAUGGUUGAGUUUGGAUGGAGCCAGUCCUGGCAGUCAAAUUCUGCUGAGAGCACAACUUAAGAUUUUGGACUCGAGAAUGGAUUCAAGUGUCCUUCAUCGUAAAAAGCCUGUUGUCCAAGAACAGCAUUCAGUGGGUGAACAGCAUGUAGAAAAAGCACCAGUCACUGCUGAACAUUCACAAGCUGCAGUCAGUAAGGAGUCUGAGAGGAAGAAGCUGCCAGCUAAAGGGAUCAGUAACCUAGCAGCCUUUACUCUACCAGUACCUACACCACGGCCUGAAGAACCUCAGAAACAAACAGCCGCCCAUGUCAUGGAUGAGCAUCACACGCCGUCUGCACCAAAAACACAGAUAACUGAGGAUCUCAGCAAACUUCCUGAUUCCACUUCUAAUGUGGCUGGAUAUAUGGAACCAGUAAAAACAUUUGGAUCAUCCCAUGAAGAGCAACAACAUGUGGAUAAACCAGGAGAACAGUCUCACAAGAAGGUUUCUCCCAGUGUUUCUGCAGAAGAGUCUAAAGUCUCUAGUUCAACAGACGUACGACCCCAGAAGACUAGCCAUGACCCCAGCUUUGGCACCAAGGGGGUGCUGCGUAUCCAUCUUCUGGAGGCUCAAGAUCUGGUUGCAAAGGACAACAUGAUGGGUGGGAUGGUGAAGGGGAAGAGUGACCCGUAUGUCAAGAUCCAUAUCGGUGAAACAACCUUUAAGAGUCAUGUGAUCAAGGAGAACCUCAAUCCCACCUGGAAUGAGAUGUAUGAGGUGAUUCUGAGUCCUGAUCAUAAUCUAGAUGUGAAGUUUGAGGUCUAUGACAAGGAUGUUGACUCUGAUGAUUUCCUUGGAAGGUUCAAGCUCAAACUUGGAGGCAUCAUCAGGUCCCAGUACAAUGAUGAAUGGUUUACUUUGAAUGAUAUAAAACACGGUCGAGUCCAUUUGGUUCUGGAAUGGCUGCCCACCGCAACACAGCGGGAUAGAUUGGAACAAGUAAUGCAGAUGCAAAGCACUCAGUCCUACCAGAACAAAUCUGUGCCGUCAGCAGCGAUGCUGUUUAUUCUUUUAGACAGAGCUCAUGAACUGCCUUUGAAGAAAAGCGGAAAGGAACCCAAAGCUGCCGCUGAACUUGUACUUGGAGGAACAUCGUACAAAACCAAGGUGUGUGAUCGUUCAACCUCUCCUCACUGGAAUGAAGCUUUUGACUUUCUGGUUCAUGAUCCCAAAAAGGACAUACUUGUCAUUAAGUUCUCAAGUGCCUUUGAUCAACCCACCGGCUCGUUGAUUCUACCAAUCAGAGAGCUGCUUUCAAAAGCAGAUCUACUGAUGGACCAAUGGCUGGAUCUGGAUGGAGCUUUACCACAGAGCCAGGUUCUACUCAGGGCACAGCUGAAGAUUUUGGAUUCAAAAAUGGCGGCCUUAGUAGCCAUGGGUUCAGGUCCAGUUUUGAGUAAUAAGCAGACGGCCACCACUGGACAGAUCAAAAUCUCCCUGUCCUUCCAGAAACAGCUCACAGUGACCGUCCAUGCAUGCAGGGGUCUGGUUACAUCAUCUAAGGACAGUUUAGACACCUACGUCUCCCUCAUUCUGCUGCCGGAUAAAAGCAAGGCCACGAAAAGAAAGACGAGUGUGAAGAAGAAAAGCCUGAACCCAGAGUUCAAUGAAAGGUUUGAAUUUGAUAUGAGUGCAGAGGAGGCUCAGAGACGAGAGCUCAGCGUGUGUGUGAAAAACGCAUCCUCGUCCUUCAUGAAUCGAGACAAAGAUGUGAUCGGCCAGGUGCAGAUAGACCUGGGACACGUUGACUUUCUCUCCGGAGUCACAGAAUGGUUUGAUCUGAAAGAAGAGCAGAACUAACUGAUCCCUGAGCACUUCACAGCCAAUCGUAAACCUCUUCCUGAAGGUCAUCAGGUCAACAUCGCUGCCAAUGCUUCCCUGCCCUCUUUUUCAUAACUUCACCAACCACACAUUUCCUAUCAACAGAUGAUUUCUGAGUGACUAAUUCAUAUGAGGAAUAUGAAUGAUCCUUGUGAUUUGAACAUAUCAUUGUUGCAUUGACAAAUCAAGGUUAGAGUAUUAUAUCAGAACUGAUCUAUAAAUCGGUGAUAUCUGUAUGUCAGUAUCAGAGAAGUGAAUGUUGUCAGGAAAGGGUCUCAUAUUCCUGUGCAGGUUGCAGGACGUUACAUUUGCGUUUACAUUUAGAAGGAAAGGGAUGUUUUAAAAUGGGUCAUUUUAAGAAUAUAAUUGACAGAACUUUGUGCAAAGUGGUUUUAUUUAGACAGCCUGUAAGAACGUCUACACAUCACCUUAAAAAUAUUUAAGAUGAAUUUUAUGGUGUUAUUAUUGCAGAUCUCCCACUAUAGUGUUGCAAAUAGCUGCUGUUUACACAUCGAUGUGGCUUGUGUAGCUUCUGCAGUCCAUUGUGAUGCCCAAUAUUCAUACACUUAUUUUUUUUACCCAAAAUAUGUUAUUGAAGCUCGUUACAUUUU